This is a messenger RNA of Pan troglodytes (chimpanzee), 3327 nucleotides long. RefSeq names its product ubiquitin specific peptidase 46 (gene USP46). Gene Ontology annotation, molecular function: cysteine-type deubiquitinase activity. Gene Ontology annotation, cellular component: nucleus; cytosol. The coding region runs from base 276 to 1376 and encodes 366 amino acids. The record is from RefSeq and is a predicted model, not a curated record. The transcript has 9 exons. Gene Ontology annotation, biological process: protein deubiquitination. NCBI's taxonomy places the organism in Eukaryota, Metazoa, Chordata, Mammalia, Primates, Hominidae.
GGACUCACGCGGCGCGCCCGGGCCGCCCCUCCUCCCCGCGCCGCCGGCCGCGGCCCAGGCUCCCUCGCUCCGCCACUCCCCGCCCCUCCGCGCUCCCUCCCCGCCCUCCCCGCGCCGCCGCCUCCUCCUCCCGGCCUCCCUCUCCCAGCCAAACUGAAAGCCGGACCCCAGGCCGCCGCGCUGCCGCCCGGCCUCCCCGCCAGCGCGCCACCAUGGGCAGUCCCGGUUUCCCCUUGUAAAGAUGGCGGUGAGGGAUCGCUGCAACCUUUAGACUAAUGACUGUCCGAAACAUCGCCUCCAUCUGUAAUAUGGGCACCAAUGCCUCUGCUCUGGAAAAAGACAUUGGUCCAGAGCAGUUUCCAAUCAAUGAACACUAUUUCGGAUUGGUCAAUUUUGGAAACACAUGCUACUGUAACUCCGUGCUUCAGGCAUUGUACUUCUGCCGUCCAUUCCGGGAGAAUGUGUUGGCAUACAAGGCCCAGCAAAAGAAGAAGGAAAACUUGCUGACGUGCCUGGCGGACCUUUUCCACAGCAUUGCCACGCAGAAGAAGAAGGUUGGCGUCAUCCCACCAAAGAAGUUCAUUUCAAGGCUGAGAAAAGAGAAUGAUCUCUUUGAUAACUACAUGCAGCAGGAUGCUCAUGAAUUUUUAAAUUAUUUGCUAAACACUAUUGCGGACAUCCUGCAGGAGGAGAAGAAACAGGAAAAACAAAAUGGAAAAUUAAAAAAUGGCAACAUGAAUGAACCUGCGGAAAAUAAUAAACCAGAACUCACCUGGGUCCAUGAGAUUUUUCAGGGAACGCUUACCAAUGAAACUCGAUGCUUGAACUGUGAAACUGUUAGUAGCAAAGAUGAAGAUUUUCUUGACCUUUCUGUUGAUGUGGAGCAGAAUACAUCCAUUACCCACUGUCUAAGAGACUUCAGCAACACAGAAACACUGUGUAGUGAACAAAAAUAUUAUUGUGAAACAUGCUGCAGCAAACAAGAAGCCCAGAAAAGGAUGAGGGUAAAAAAGCUGCCCAUGAUCUUGGCCCUGCACCUAAAGCGGUUCAAGUACAUGGAGCAGCUGCACAGAUACACCAAGCUGUCUUACCGUGUGGUCUUCCCUCUGGAACUCCGGCUCUUCAACACCUCCAGUGAUGCAGUGAACCUGGACCGCAUGUAUGACUUGGUUGCCGUGGUCGUUCACUGUGGCAGUGGUCCUAAUCGUGGGCAUUAUAUCACUAUUGUGAAAAGUCACGGCUUCUGGCUUUUGUUUGAUGAUGACAUUGUAGAGAAAAUAGAUGCUCAAGCUAUUGAAGAAUUCUAUGGCCUGACGUCAGAUAUAUCAAAAAAUUCAGAAUCUGGAUAUAUUUUAUUCUAUCAGUCAAGAGAGUAACUUAAAGAACUGUGGGACUAAUUCAAAUGGGGGAAAAUGUUCAAAGCACUAUUACCUGGUUUCUCUGCAGUCUUUCUUCUUCCCCAGUGGCCCACUAAUGGUAUCACUCCGAGUCUCAAUGGUCUGGCUGUGUUAGACUCUCUCCUUUUGUGUUUUUACAUGCAGCACUACUCUUGGUUUUAUUUCAGUCUGACAUAGAGUUAACUGCAAUCAGAUUGUAGUCUGAUUUAUAUGAAUAACAGUUGCUAAUUUUAGGACUGGGUGAAAGCUAUGCCAUUCAUUAUGUCUGGCUGUAUUAGAAUGACAUUUCCUAUGAAUGUCUACGGUCUGUUUUAGGUGUUUGCUAAACUUCUAUGGCUUCCAGGGUCUUCUUACAAUGCAUUCCUUUAACUUGUCCCUGGAAGCAUUGCUACCCAUUUUCAGCUUCUCUGCCUCUCUUCUGAUACAAGGACAGAAGAAUUGGGUAGAUACUCACCUUUUAGGGGUGCAAGUAUAGCUUUAAGUUUGUGCAAGUGAAAAUGUUGAAAAGUGAGUAACCUCGAUAUUAAAAUCAUCCUUGACAUGAAACAGGGUGAAGAGAAGCUGUCCGUGGUGGCUGGUGUUGGCUGGCAUUGGCACUGGGCUGUGCUGACCUAGCCAUUAGAAUUCCAGGGGCUAAGAAGGCUCAGGGCAGACAAAGUCAAGAGGAGGAAGUUUUUGUGGACAAUGAAAAGUUAUUUUCGUACCUUUCUACCAAAACCAAGUUUCAGGAAAAUAACUCUAUGUUGUUUAUUUUCAGUGACACUUACGUAAGGCCCUGUGAGUUGUAUUUAUCCUGUAUCCGGCACUGCUAAGCUUUUCAAGGUAUCUUUCCAAUCCUGCUGAUGUGGCAGUCAAUGGCUGCAGGGCUGGCAAACCUCCCCUUAGCCAGUCAGCACGGCAUUGUUCCUUAUCAGGAAUAACAAAGGUACUGCAUCUUUCCAGCCAUCAGCACAUUGUACAACUUAACUUUUUAACAUAGUCCGUCUGUUUACUGAGGCACUGGCGAGUCCCAGGGCUGAUACAGAACCUUCCCUAGAGGGAAUACCAGAGUUAGCUGGGUAUGGAGGUGGCUCAAAGGAAGUGUCCGUGGGCAGGGGGAGGAAUGAACAAAAUGGCGCUGUUUCUUUGGCUCAGACUCCUAGAAUGCUUGACAAGACAGAAUUUUUUUGGAAGAACCUCAUCUCACUAUAGUUACUUUUUUCACUUUUGUUAUGUAUGUAUUUAUUAGAGCAUUUGAAUAUUGGUACCUUUUAAAAGGGUCAUUUGGUGUUUUGCUGUUGAGCUGGUUUUUGAGUCAUAGAUCUUGGCUUCCUUUAGAAGUCACUUAAUUUCCAUACACUAUAAUAAACUGUGAACAUAUUUUUGUUACCUAAUGCAUCCACUGAUGAACAUGCAAACUUUGGGCAUAAUGUGAACUAAAAUUGAAAUGGAAAAUGUUAGUGGCCAUUUUGCAACAAUGAAGAGGAUAGCACUUUAUCUAGAUGAAAACUGGAUUUCUUAUCUUUGAAAUAUCUUGAACUGUUUAUUGCUCAGAACUUAAGUAAGCAUGCCAACAUUUCGUUUGUUUAUGCUUGAAGUGAAAUGUUUUACUUUUCACUGGAGAAGACAAAACAGGGUGAUCUUCAUGUUAUUGUUUUAUACAAGUGAUGGAAAUGUACCUUGCCUUGUUUAGAGGCAAUUUCACAUUUAUAAAUAUUUUUUUUUCCUCCAUGAAACUUACGCAGUAAUCACUACCUGGAAGGUGAGUUUUGAUCUCUUUUUAAGGAGAGGCACUUUCCAACUGAAGGUGAUUGAUGUAGGGAAAUGUUUGUACUAUAUAGAAUCCAUAUAUUUGACUGCAAGUUACAAAGUUUUGAGAACAUGAUGGUUGGUCUCUAAUAUAUUUGGAACUGAUUCAUAAGAAAAGUUAUUAAAAUUAUCUUUGAAACAC